AUGACGAAGCUUGAGAUUCCUAUCAUCGACUUCUCUGGUUUCUACUCAGAAGACCCAGCGGAGAAGAAGAAGGUUGUAGACCAGGUCCGCGAAAGCUGUUUAUACAAUGGAUUUUUCCAGAUCCUGGGACAUUCUGUUCCGGUAGAUAAGCAAGCGAAAGCCCUUCAGUGCGCCAAGAAGCUCUUCAACCUGCCUCUGGAGGAGAAGGAGAAGGUCUCCAAAAAUAAUAACACCUGGAACCGUGGUUAUGAGAUGUUGAGGUCACAGAUUCUUGAGGAGGGUACUCAGCCCGAACUUAAGGAGGGUUUUUACAUCGGCGAUGAAAUUCCCAAGUCUCACCCCUAUUUCGUCAACAAGAAGCUCAACAGUGGCCCCAACCAGUGGCCCGAAGCUUUGGGAGACGAUUUGGAGGACUUUAAGUUUCAGACCAUGGAUUACUAUAGGUCAACACUGAGCCUUGCCUCUGAUCUUAUGCGAGUCCUGGCACUCUCCCUUGAUCUCAAGGAGGACUACUUCAGUACCUUCCUCGAUGGUGCUGUUGCUACCAUGAGGCUCCUGCACUAUCCCUCUCAACCCAAAGAUGCUGAUGAGAAGCUCACUAGAGGUAUUGGAGCCCAUACCGAUUUCGGCGCUAUCACAAUGCUCCUUCAAGAUGAUGUCGAUGGGCUGCAAGUUUGGGACCAGAAGAACAACACAUGGAUUGAUGUUCAACCAACCAAGGGUGCAUUCGUUGUCAAUCUGGGCAAUCUGAUGGCUCGAUGGACAAACGAGAAGUACAAGAGCAACGUGCAUCGCGUUAUCAACAAGACUGGCAAAGAGCGAUACUCCAUCCCAGUCUUUGUAUCUGGCAACCCCGAUUACGUUGUUGACUGUAUUCCAACCUGCAAAGCACCUGGGGAGGAGGCCAAGUUCAAGCCAGCUACUGUUGAGGAGGUCGUGUCAGCAUCUUACGCGGAGUCAUACGGAAGAGCUCAGCUGUACAAGCAGGGCUUGGAGAAGAAGGCUGAGAGCAAGGUGGAAAGUACACCUCUCCAGCAGGUUGCAGCUUGA
Molecule: messenger RNA, 1050 nt
Organism: Fusarium proliferatum ET1
Lineage: Eukaryota; Fungi; Ascomycota; Sordariomycetes; Hypocreales; Nectriaceae
Exons: 3
Coding region: 1-1050 (349 amino acids)
Molecular function (GO): dioxygenase activity
Source: RefSeq, a predicted model, not a curated record